Molecule: messenger RNA, 494 nt
Organism: Balearica regulorum gibbericeps (East African grey crowned-crane)
Lineage: Eukaryota; Metazoa; Chordata; Aves; Gruiformes; Gruidae
Source: RefSeq, a predicted model, not a curated record
GACAAUAUCCCACCCAGCCGUCCUACCCCGUCCAGUCCCCCGCCAACCCCGCCGUGUACCCACAGACCGUGCCCCUUCCGCAGCCGCCGCCUUACACGGAUGCACCUCCUGCUUAUUCCGAGCUUUACCGUCCCAGCUUCGUGCCUCUGGGGGCUGCCACCGUACCGACAAUGUCCGCGGCGUAUCCGGGCGCUUCCGUCUUCCUGCCCGUGGCCCAGUCUGUGGCCGUGGGUCCGAUCGGCUCGUCGGUCCCGAUGGCGUAUUACCCCGUGGGACCGGUUUAUCCUCCGGGCUCGACGGUCCUUGUCGAAGGUGGUUUUGAUGCCGGAGCAAGGUUUGGGGCUGGUGGAACAGCCAGCAUCCCCCCCCCCCCUCCUGGCUGUCCCCCCAACGCCGCCCAGCUGGCCGUGAUGCAGGGAGCCAACGUCUUGGUGACGCAACGGAAGGGAAACUUCUUCCUGGGAGGCUCAGAUGGCGGCUACACUAUCUGGUGA